AUGUCUAGUUCAAAUUCUGCCAAUAACAUACCAUCUGCCUUUGAUGCUGAAAAUGGUAAGCCACUGUGGAAAUAUGGGACUAGAUUAGAAAAAUCUGCUGCAAAAGGGGGGAAUUAUACUUUUCAAUGUAACUUUUGUAGGGUUACACGUAAAGGUUCAUACACUAGGGUAAAAGCCCAUUUGAUGCAAAUUAAAAAUCAGGGGAUAGAAGUGUGUCCAAGAGUAACAAGUAAGGAUAAAGCAGAUUUUGAGAGAGCAAUUGCAGAAGCAAAGUUGAAAUUGAAAAACUCUAGGUUGAAGAAAGUCCCAUUGCCUCCUCCUAGUUCAAGUGCAUCAUUAGGUUUAUGUUUUAAUGAACCAGAGGAGAUAUAUGGAUCAAAAAGGAAGAGGUCAACUGCUUUAGGGAGUGGAAGUAGUAGUAACCCUGUUAUGAAAGUAUUUAACAUUGGGGCUCGAGAACGACUAAAUAGUGAGAUAGCUAGAAUGUUUUAUUCAGCAGGCUUGCCAUUUCAUUUGGCAAGAAAUCCUUACUAUGUUAGUGCAUUUACUUUUGCUGCAAAUAACAACAUACAAGGAUAUGUACCACCUGGGUAUAACAUGUUGAGAACUACAUUGCUUCAAAAAGAAAGGAUAAACAUUGAUAGGUUGUUAGAUCCUAUUCGAGACUCAUGGAGAGAGAAGGGGGUGAGUAUAGUCAGUGAUGGAUGGAGUGAUUCCCAACGAAGGCCAUUAAUAAAUUUUAUGGCUGUUACCGGAGGUGGGCCUAUGUUUCUUAAAGCGGUUGAUUGUUCAGGGGAAACAAAGGACAAAUAUUUUAUUUCCAACUUGAUGAAGGAAGUAAUUAUGGAGGUUGGGCCUAAAAAUGUGGUUCAAGUCAUUACAGAUAAUGCCGCAAAUUGCAAGGCAGCCGGGCACCUAAUUGAAGCACAAUUUCCUCACAUCUUUUGGACUCCUUGUGUUGUGCACACCCUCAAUCUUGCCUUGAAGAAUAUUUGUGCUGCCAAGAAUGUGGAAAAUAAUUCAGUUGCAUUUGAAGAGUGUAAUUGGAUUAGUGAGAUUGUGGGUGAUGUGAUGAUGAUCAAGAAUUUUAUUUGUAAUCAUUCCAUGAGGUUGGUAAUGUACAAUGAGUUUGUGAGUUUGAAACUUUUUUUAGUUGCCGAGACACGCUUUGCUUCUUCUAUUGUCAUGCUUAAGAGGGUCAAGUUGAUAAAGCAAGGUCUCCAAACAAUGGUAAUCAGUGACAAAUGA
Molecule: messenger RNA, 1248 nt
Organism: Camellia sinensis
Lineage: Eukaryota; Viridiplantae; Streptophyta; Magnoliopsida; Ericales; Theaceae
Source: RefSeq, a predicted model, not a curated record